This is a messenger RNA of Exserohilum turcica Et28A, 540 nucleotides long. RefSeq lists its product as uncharacterized. The record is from RefSeq and is a predicted model, not a curated record. The transcript has a single exon. NCBI's taxonomy places the organism in Eukaryota, Fungi, Ascomycota, Dothideomycetes, Pleosporales, Pleosporaceae. The coding region runs from base 1 to 540 and encodes 179 amino acids.
AUGACACAGGAUAUUGAGCACUUGGACGCGACCGUUUUCAUGCCCCACGGUAUGCUAGAAGGUCUUUCCGACCAAUUUGACUGCAUCCCCCACUAUUUAUUCCGCACCUCAUCACCUCGAUCCGGGGGCACAACUAAUGAGACUCAUGUCGCAUCGGUUGCAGCAAUAAAUCAUUUCGACCAGAGUGAUAUCCUAGCUCGAGACUGGGAUGAAGCUGUUGUGAUGCUCCAGCAGCAUUUGCUAUGGGAGCCGUAUGCGGAAGACAACUUGGUAUCAUGGACUAGCUCAUUUAUUUUUGUGGUCCAGCACGCGAUACGUCGAGAGGAAACUGAUAAGCCAACUUCGGCAUCAAACUCAAUAUAUAUAUCAGUUCUGGACACUCGAAAAGUCCCUCGGGGAACAUUCUUGCCCGCUCGCGCUUUACUUAAAGCGUACGAUCUUCCAGACGAGGGAAAAUUAAAACACGAUUUCUACUACGGCGAGUAUAUUUCACAGGGCAGUUUAUACAGUGAUGCGAUUUCGACUACUACCCUGGAAUAA